This is a messenger RNA of Lachancea sp. 'fantastica', 2901 nucleotides long. The record is from the annotation of a GenBank genome assembly. NCBI's taxonomy places the organism in Eukaryota, Fungi, Ascomycota, Saccharomycetes, Saccharomycetales, Saccharomycetaceae.
AUGGCAGGAAGUAGUGAGGAUGCGGCGAACUCCACGUCGGGAUUCGUCACAGCGCUGAUCUUGUACGGCAUCCUGUUCGUGAUAUACAUAAUCCUUUUCAUUCGCCUGAGACCCCGCCAGGAACGGGUGUACCAGCCACGUUCCAUCAAGGACAUCAUCACAAUUCGCGAAGAGGAACGCACGGAACCGGUCCCCAAUGGCUACUUUACUUGGGUUCGCUAUUUGAUGUCCAAACCACACUCUUUCCUCAUCCAGCACACAGGCCUCGAUGGUUACCUGUUUCUGCGUUACAUCGCCGUUUUUGGUUCGCUGUCACUCGUUGGAUGUAUCAUCAUUCUGCCCAUUUUACUUCCGGUCAACGCGACCAACGGUUAUAACUUGAAGGGAUUCGAGUUGCUAGCCUUUGCGAACGUGAAAAACAACAAGCGGUUCUACGCUCAUGUCUUUUUGUCAUGGAUUUUCUUCGGCAUAGUGCUCUACACCAUUUACCGUGAAUUGUACUAUUACGUAUCACUCAGACAUGCUGUUCAAACGAGUCCCUUUUACGACGGACUCGUUUCGUCCAAGACUGUGGUGCUCACAGACCUUUCUUCGGAUUUGCGCAACGAAUCAGAAAUUCAGCGCAGGUUCGAAAACUGUUCUAGAGUUGUUUUUGUCCACGACAACACCGAGCUCCAGAAACUCGUCGCCGAACGUACUAAACUUGCUUCCAAAUACGAAGGUGCCAUGAACAGUGUCAUCAGAAAGUCUUUGAAAAUAAGAAGAAAAGCUGAGAAGAAAGGAAAACUCGAUGAACUCAUUGGCAGCAAACCUGAAGACGAUCUACAGACCUACAUUCCUCAAAACAAGAGACCAAAGUUCCGCUUGGGUAAAAUUCCUUUGCCAUUUAUUGGUGGCCAGAAAGUGGACACUUUGGAAUACUGCAGCAAGCGGAUUGGAGAACUCAAUGAAGAAAUUGAGCAACAACAACAAGCGUGGGAUACCCGCGACAAAGUUGGGGCUUGUUUUAUGGAGUUCAAGGGCCAAUUGGAUGCUCAGCGUGCUUACCAGUCCGUGAAAUACAUUCUAGACAAAGGUUCUUACGACAAGUGCUUGAUCGGAACAUCUCCUGAUGAUAUCACGUGGAGUACUCUUGGCAUGUCCAAACACGUCAGACGCUCCAAGCGUGGUGCGGCUAAUACGGUGCUGACCUUGAUGAUUAUCUUUUGGGCCAUCCCUGUGGCGUUUGUGGGUUUUGUUUCGAACAUCAAUUUCUUGAUUAAAGCUUUGCCGUUUUUGAGGUUCAUCAAUAACUUGCCCAAAGUUCUCCUUGGUUUGAUCACGUCGAUUCUACCCACCGUGUUGCUUGCCGUCUUAAUGUCCUUGGUGCCAAUCUUCAUAAAGAAAUUAGGGUCCAUCAGCGGUUGCAGCAGUAUACAGGAGCAAGAGCUGUACUGUCAAGCCUGGUAUUAUGCUUUUCUAAUCGUUCAGGUUUUCAUUGUUGUUACUUUGGCUUCCUCAGCUUCUUCCACAGUCAGUGCAAUUAUCGAUGACCCAGGCUCAGCAAUGACGCUCCUGGCUCAAAACCUGCCCAAGGCCUCGAAUUUUUACAUUGCUUACUUCUUGCUUCAAGGUUUGGUUUUCCCCAGUGGCGCUUUGCUACAAAUUGUUGGCCUCAUUCUCAGCAAGGUUUUAGGAAGGAUCUUGGACUCAACGCCCAGACAAAAGUGGACCAGGUACAAUACUCUAGCAAAACCAAGUUGGGGCGUUGUUUUCCCUAAUAUCGAGUUCAUGGUUUGCAUUUUUAUCUGUUACGCCCUUAUUGCACCCAUUUUGAUGGUUUUCUCAACCCUGGCCCUCGGUCUAUUCUACUUAGCCUACACCUACAACCUGAACUACGUCUUCGGGUUUUCGUUUGAUAUGAGGGGCAGAUCAUACGGAAGAGCCUUAUUUCAGGUAUUCCUCGGCCUUUACUUGUCAGAAAUCUGCCUACUAGGGCUGUUUAUUAUGGCUAAAACCUGGGGGCCUCUUGUAAUCGAGGCUGUUUUCAUCGCAUUCACCGUGCUGUGCCACUUGUACUUUCAAAGAAGGUUUAUUCCAUUGUUUGAUGCUGUACCUUUGAGCGCCAUCAAGUACGCGAGAGGUGAAAGCACCUACUUUUACCCCGCAAAGGAUCAGGGUCUCAGCGAAAUAAAGGGUACUGGUGAGGAGCUCAAGCGCAAGCUGGACGAAAGCGAAACUGGCGGUGUUAUCCAGCCAGCAACGUCUGCCGAUCUCAAGAAAGCUGGCAUUCUCUCCGACGACGACGACGCAGAAAUGGAAAAAGAACUUGAUUCCGAAAGAAAGCGCCAAUCGUCCAGCUCUAGUAAAGAAAAUGCCAAUCCAGAAGAGCCCAAUUUCGUUCCUGAAGACGAAGAGUUUCACAAGUACAGUUACAAGGAUGUGCAAGACCUGAAUACCAACGACAAGAUCAAACAUGAAAUUGAUGCCAACGGCGCUGUCGUGACAAAUGCGGACGCAGGUAACGUCUUUUCUGAUGCCAAUGCCGUCACAAAGGAUCCUCGUGCUUUCCCACCAGACGUUCCAUACCACAGAGGAUGGAAAGAAAGAAUCGCGUACGUUUUCCAGCCACACAAAAGCUAUGAGUUUUCUACUGUGCGCAAGAGCCUGCCGUACGUGCUAAACUCAACUGUGAAGUACGACAAGGACUUUUUGGAAACCGCGUACACAGAUCCUUCGGUUACAGACCCUGCGCCAAAGCUAUGGAUUGCGCGUGAUCCUCUUGGACUUUCGACUCAGCAAAUCUUACUCGCCAGAACGCACGGUGUCGAGGUCAGUGAUGAGUUUACCGGUUACGAUGAAAAGAGCAGGUCUACAUUCUCAUUCCACCCACCGGAUUACGAGCCUGUGGCUAGACGCUGA